GAGAGACUGGCUGCAAUGCGCUCAGACUCAUUAGUUCCAGGGACACACACCCCUCCCAUAAGGAGGAGAAGCAAGUUUGCCAAUAUAGGAAGACUUUUCAAACCAUGGAAAUGGAGGAAGAAGAAGAGUGAAAAGUUCAAGCACACAUCAGCAGCACUUGAAAGAAAAAUAUCAAUGAGGCAAAGCAGAGAGGAACUUAUCAAGAGAGGAGUUCUGAAGGAAAUAUUUGAUAAAGAUGGAGAGCUUUCUAUACAGAAUGAAGAAGGGUCACUGGAGAAUGGACAGGCGUUGAGUUCCAGCCAAGUAUCACUGCAAGCCCUAUCUGAAUUGGAGCCAUGUUCAAUAUCUGGGGAUUCCUGUAGCUAUGAAGUACUCCCGAAUCACGAGGUCAUGGAUGGAACAGUGUCUGAAGAGAGUCCCACGUCCAGUGAAUCUGGAAUCCACCUCCCUCAAGAACCUUCAUCUAAACCAGUCUUGCUACUCCCCCCUAAAAAAUCUGCUGCUUUCUCUGGAGAUCACGAAGACACCCCAGUGAAGCAGCUUUCCCUCAAACAACCCCCUGCCCUGCCUCCUAAGCCCAUUACCAAGAUUGCCAACCAUUUAGCUGAUCCUGGUGCUCCGAUGAAGCUGCCUUGUAUGCCAGUCAAGCUAUCACCUCCACUACCUCCAAAGAAAGUCAUGAUUUGCAUGCCUUUAGGGGGACCCGAUCUCUCCCUCUCAUCCUAUUCCACGCAGAAGAACUCCCAGCAACCAUUGACUUCGCAUCAUCACACAGUCCUCCCAUCACAAUUAGCAGCACACCAGCAUCAGUACAGCAGCCACAGCUCACAUAUGCCUUCUGGAUCCAACACGUUACCCAUGCACCCUUCAGGAUGUCGCAUGAUCGAGGAGUUGAAUAAAACACUGUCCAUGACCAUGCAGCGGCUAGAAAGCUCCAAUUUACACGGCGGUGACAGCCUCUCAAAAACUGGACCCGGAGGCCUUGCAGACAUGAGACAAGUGCCAACUGUUGUGAUUGAAUGUGAUGACAAUAAAGAAAACGUGCCUCACGAAUCUGACUUUGGCGAUUCUUCAUGCCUUUAUACAAGAGAAGAAGAGGACGAGGAGGAAGAUGAAGAUGAUGAUAGCUCGUUAUUUUCAAGUUCCCUGGCAAUGAAAGUUUGCAGGAAAGAUUCUUUAGCUAUCAAGCUGAGCAACAGGCCAUCCAAGCGUGAGCUGGAGGAGAAGAACAUCCUCCCCAUGCAGACGGAUGAGGAGCGGCUGGAGCUCAGGCAGCAGAUUGGCACCAAACUGACAAGGCGGCUGAGCCAGAGACCGACUGCUGAAGAAUUAGAGCAGAGGAAUAUUCUCAAACCACGGAAUGAACAAGAGGAACAGGAAGAAAAACGAGAGAUCAAGAGAAGAUUAACCCGCAAGCUAAGUCAAAGGCCUACAGUGGAAGAGUUGAGAGAGAGGAAAAUUCUCAUCCGUUUUAGUGAUUACGUAGAAGUGGCAGAUGCUCAGGACUACGACAGACGAGCAGAUAAACCAUGGACAAGGCUAACAGCUGCUGACAAAGCAGCAAUUCGCAAAGAGCUAAAUGAAUUUAAGAGCACUGAAAUGGAAGUUCAUGAAUUAAGCAGGCAUUUAACAAGGUUUCACAGACCAUAGGAACUGAAUAUGCUGCCACCUUGAGAACGUAAUGGGAAAGAACCAUAAGUGCUGAUUCAUUCAUUUCUCUGUUACGUACCGUGGUAA
Molecule: messenger RNA, 1737 nt
Organism: Notechis scutatus (mainland tiger snake)
Lineage: Eukaryota; Metazoa; Chordata; Lepidosauria; Squamata; Elapidae
Source: RefSeq, a predicted model, not a curated record